Caenorhabditis auriculariae is the source of this 8999-nucleotide messenger RNA. The record is from the annotation of a GenBank genome assembly. NCBI's taxonomy places the organism in Eukaryota, Metazoa, Nematoda, Chromadorea, Rhabditida, Rhabditidae.
AUGUCUGACGAUUCUAAACACGAAGACGUCGAAAUGGAGGAACCUGAAGACACAGUUUUUAACAUCUUAAAUAGCUUUCCUUAGUUAUAAGUUCAGAAGGAAGAAAGCUAUGAUCAAGGCGAAGAAACUGGGAUGCAAGUGGACGAGGAGAGCCCAAAAUCGUCGAAUUCUUCUGGUUUUCAGCUACUCCUCAGGGUUUUUCAGAUGGAAAAUUUUCAGGAGGCGUUAAAUUCGAGGCGGAUUCUUUUAAACGUUUCGAAAUGUUGCUCAAGAAGACGGAAAAUUUCUCGCACUGUCUCAGCGUCGGAGACGUGGCUGCAACGAAAGGUGAGAAGAAAUUUGGGAAAAAAUACAGUUUUUUUUUUCAGCUCCCGCGGGUGAUAAAAAGAAGCGAGGUCGUCCGCAAAAAGGUGGGGUCGAAGGGGAUCACCGGCAUAGGAAAACGGAACAAGUAAAACAAAUUGAAAGAAAAAAAAAAUCAAUAUUUAUCUAGGAAGAAGACGAAGAGCUUCUGGAAGCGGCCAAAAAAGAGGACAACCUGGUUCUCUUUGAUAAAAGUCCGUUCUUUAUCGAGAAUGGUGAAAUGAGGUUUUUAUACAUCUUUUAUUCGUUUUAAAACAAUUUUUCCAGAGAUUAUCAAGUCCGAGGUCUGAACUGGCUUAUAAACUUGCAGCACAACGGGAUCAACGGAAUUCUCGCCGAUGAAAUGGUACCUUCUUUUUAUGGAAACCGAUAAAAUGUCGCUUUGAAGGGUCUCGGAAAGACGCUGCAGACGAUUUCGCUCCUCGGGUACAUGAAGCACGUGAAGAAUAUGAGCGGCCCUCAUUUGGUCAUCGUCCCGAAAUCGACGCUAAAAAAUUGGGGAAAUGAGUUCGCCAAGUGGUGUCCCACGAUCAAGACUUGCACUGUCAUUGGUGAUGAAGCCGCUAGAGUGAGUUUUGAAAAUAGUUAUAGCUUAUUCCGGCAGAUUGUCACUAUUUUUGAUGACCUCUGAGCUACAGGACCCGGCGUGUGCCUUUAAUAUAACGGAAUACUUUAAAGUUUAAAGUAUCGAAGUUUAGGGACAGGAAAAGGUUCAAAAAGACAUUUUUAUAGCCUGUUCAGAUUUUGAAUGUCAAGUUGUCGCUUAAGCUCCGCCCCCAAUGACGCGAUAAACCAUUCAAAAAACGAGCCAUCCACAGAGCGUUUUCGAAGGAAGUCAUUGUACUGAACAUUCAAAAAAUGAACUAUAGAGCCUAUUUCAGACUUUUCUUCAUUGUAAAUUUUUUCAAAAGGUCAAAAGAAAACAAGGUGAGAAAGGCAUGAAAAUUCUGAGAAAUCCAAGAAAAAGAGCCUUUUUUAAACAAUGUUUUCACAAUAUUUUGAAAAUUCGGAACGCCUUAAAAUUACUUUUGAAAUUGAAGUAAUUUCUCACACGGCAUCCCUAUUGGGGCGUGGGAAGGUGAGCGAGGCGUCAAAAUUUCAAAAAAAAAAAACGUCUGAAUUUAUCAAAAAAAGUAAGUGCGCGCUCCGGAUAAAAUAAUGUCAUUCUACGUCACAAAUUACAUGAGUAUUUAAUGUUAAUAACUUGUUAGUUCGAUCGCCUUUGGCUGCGUACUUGAAAUUUUAAUUUUCGCAUCAAAAUUUUUUUUUUUGACGUAUUCCUACCUCGUUUGGGAACGCCGUGAGCUCAAUAAUAGUUUUUUGAUUGCAAUUUUGAUUAAAUUUGGCCUCUGAGCUUUUAAAAACGCCCGUAAAAUGUCUUUAACAACACUUUUAAGCGUAAAAGGAGCCUAACUAGGAGGUUCUGUGUAAAAAAAGUUUUUCAAGGAUCCUUCAAUGGCUUUAAAAUUUUCUCAAAUAUCGUCUUCUUCGUAAGAUUCCUAUUUUUUUUUUCAGAACGACGUGCUCCGCGACAUCGUCCUGCCGAUGAAGUUCGACGUCUGCUGCACGACCUACGAAAUGAUGCUGAAAAUCAAGAGCCAACUGAAGAAGCUCUCCUGGAAAUAUAUCAUCAUCGAUGAGGCCCACAGAAUCAAAAAUGAGAAGAGCAAGGUGAAUUUGCCGUUUCAUCGCCUUUUAAUCCUCAAAUGAAAAAAGCUAAUUAGGUAUUGGGAUAUUUUUAAAAAAAUAAAUGAAUCUAAUCAAAAUUUUGAAGCCGUUUUCAAAGUAAUUCCGCGAAAUUAAAAUUAGCCGUCAGAGAAAGAAAAAGACAACUAUAUUUUGGAGAGUCAGAAAUAAUUUCAAAUAUAGCGGGGAAAACAGGAGAGGUCUCCAAACAGUUUAUUGGUCGCAUUGGGAAUAUUUCGACGCCUUUUUUUUUGUUUUUUGUAAUCAAUUAUCUUGUAAAUCACCUUUAUCGAUUGGUAAAUCAUUUUUAUAUUUAAAAGCUAGCCUGAUAAAACGAGAUUUUUUCAGUUUUAGCGGAAUAAUGGGCGAAAAAUAGAGGGUAUGAAGUCUUUUUAGUAACACAUUUAGCGAUGAAUAAUGGCCUUUCUGGGUGAAAAUUUUCAAAUUUUUCAUGAUAUUUUCUGUAGACUUUAACCUUGUUUGACAGUCCUUUUGAAUAAAAUAAAAAAGAAAGAAAAUUUUUUUUCGAUUGAAAAUUUUGAAAAAUUUUGAGUAUUUCCUAAUGCCGUAUUUAAUUGGAUUCCGCGAAUUUCAAAAUAGCUGUCAGAGAAAGAAAAAGAUAACUAAUUUUUGGAGAGUCAGAGAUAAUUUUGAAUUUGGCGGAAAACACGGGAUAAGAGGUCCCCAAACAGUUUAUUGGUCGCAUUGGGAAUGGCUCGAUGUCAUUUUUUAUUAUUUUUUGCAAUCAGUUGUCUUUUAAAUCAUUUUUAAUGGUUGAAAAUCAUUUUGACAAUUUAUAACCAGCUUGAUAAAACGAGAUUUUUUCAGUUUUAGCGAAAUAGUGUGCGAAAAAUAGAGGGUAUGAAGCCUUUUAGUCAUUUUUUACACAUUUGCGAUGAGAAAAGGCUUUUUUCGAGUGAAAAUUUUCAGAAUUUCCAUUGUUUUUUUUUGUAAACCUUUAACUUUGAAAUGUUUGACAGUCCUUUUGAAUAAAAUAAAAAAGAAAGAAACUUUUUUUUUCGAUUGAAAAUUUUUGAUUAUUUACUAUAAACUGUUUCAAAACAGUAUGAGAUAAAUUCGAUAAAAAGCAAAAAUGUACAUUUUCAGCUCUCUGAAGUGGUCCGAGAAUUAAAAUCGCGAAAUCGGCUCCUCAUCACCGGAACCCCACUGCAGAACAACCUGCACGAACUCUGGGCUCUGCUCAAUUUCCUCCUCCCCGACAUUUUCUCCUCCUCUGAAGAUUUCGACUCCUGGUUUUCGAAUGAUUCUAUGGCCCAGAAUGAAGAUAUCAUCCAGAGGCUUCAUCAGGUAGAAAUUAGGGCCAAUGAAUAUCCGAAAUUGGGUUUUUCCAAGGCUCAGAUUCAGGUAUUUCAGUAUCUUCUCAUGAAAUAAGUAUCCCUGAACCUGAGGAAGGGGCCACUAGAGUGAUAAUCUUGAUUUUUUCAAGUAAAAUUUCUAUGAAAUACCUUUCUAACUUGGCCAGGUGGAAGAUAACACCAAAAAUUAAAAAUAUCAUUUUUCCAAAUUUUUUGUGUAAUUUUGAGAGUUUUCAAGCGGAUGAAAGACCUCAUUCUGAGAAAAUUUUCAGUGGCCCCUUGAGGGUUUUGACGUUUUAGUGACCACUAUAGCAGUCGAAUUAGUGGUCACUUAAGUGACUAAAAUUCAGUUGCCUUUUUAGAAGUCUCAUUGGUAAUACUAGACCACUAGAAACUACUAUAGUGACCACUUGGGCGCAAAUAGUGGCUUCUAUAGAGUUGAUUUCAGUGGCCACUUUAGUGUCCUGUUCAAGUUGGCCUUGAGAAGCCUCUCAAGUGGCCGCUAGAGUUUUUCCAGUGUUUAGAGGUCAAAUAAAUUUCAAGUGAUCGCUUCAGGGGUGUUUGUUCAGAAAAAAAUUUAAGUGGUCACUUCAGGGGUGUAAACAUGUGUCUCUUCCGAGGUACUUUGAUUUUUUCGGAAAAUUCUGAAUUUUUAGUGCUUCAGAAAGAAUUUUUUUAAUAGAAUUUAUGCGUCUGAAAAGCAUUGAAUGGAAAAAAAUAUCCCGGCUUUUUAAAAUCAAAAAAUAGAAAAUAUUUUGAGGUUCUCCAACCUUUCCUGUUGCGUCGUAUCAAGUCGGAUGUCGAGAAAUCGCUUCUUCCUAAGAAGGAAGUCAAGGUGGAUUUUUAUUUUUUCCGGAAUAAAAUAUCAUUUUUCUUCAGGUUUAUGUGGGUCUGUCGAAAAUGCAGCGCGAAUGGUACACGAAGGUUCUGAUGAAGGAUAUUGAUAUAAUCAAUGGAGCGGGAAAAGUCGAAAAAGCCAGGUUUGGAAAAAUUGAGACAUCAAUAGCGGGAGCAGGACGUUUCUGAUCAUUUCUAGGGAUCACUUCAGUGGCGUCAGCAGCUUUUACUCUGUUUUGAUUGGCUCAUGUACUGAGAAAGUUUUUAGUGGCCACUAUAGAGGCUCCUCAUGGACUACUUGAAAAAGGACACUAAAGUGGCCACUAAACCCCCCUCUGUAGUGGCCGCUUCAGUAGUUUUUCAUCCAGAAUUCCUUCCAGUAACCCUGAUUAUUUUAAAACAAACAGAUCGGACCGGUUAUGUUGAUCCAUUGACCCCUAUAGUGGCCACUAAAAUUUUCAGUGGUCUAGUAGUAGCGCUUAGACCUCUAUAGUGGUCACUAACUUUAACCCCUUAAGUGGCCGCUAAUUUGAAUACUAUAGUGGCCAAUAAAACGUCAAAACCCUGUAGUGGCCACUAAAAAUUUUCCCAGUAGUUUUCCUCGGACGUCGGCAACGCAAACCUGAGAAUUUCUACGGAUCCUUUUAUUGUCGCCAGUGCCCUUAAGUAAUCCCUAAAACAUCUUAAACCGUCCAUUACGCAUUCGGAUUGCGUUACAAAAUUUUUCAAAGUAAAAAAAAAUGAUUUUUUUCAGGUUGAUGAACAUUCUGAUGCACCUCCGAAAGGCCUGUAACCAUCCGUAUCUGUUCGACGGAGCCGAACCCGGGCCGCCCUACACCACUGAUCAGCAUCUGGUUGAUAACAGUGGAAAAAUGGUCCUGCUCGACAAAUUGUUGGUCAAACUCCAGAAACAAGGUUUGGAGUAGGAGUAUUCCACUAGGGAAUUAGGCCCUUAGAGGUACCACUUUACCCAGAGGUGGAGGAUGGCUGCCCUCUGGCCGCCCUGCCUGCCAAGCCAUAAACGCCCAAAAGGCAGAAAUGACUUUUUCAAAAGUCAGCGUGGCGCGACGGUCAUUUGUAUGGCGAUAUCGCCCUAGCAUUUACAAAAACACAAAAACACGAAAAAAUGGUGGUAUGAAAAAAAAGAUCAGCGAAAACUCGAACGGCGAUUUUUCUGAUUUGUUUCAUAUCGCUUGGGAGCUUUCCGACGGAGAAUUUUCGACUAAUCCUUUUCAACUUUUUUGCUAAAUAAACUCUUCGUUUUGAAUCCUCCCAUAUAAAGUAGGUAGUUGAUUCAUGAAUAAAACACAAAAAAGUAGACCAAAACUAUGUUUUAUGAACCGAAAAAUAUAAGGGAAAAAAGUCAGAAAAAGAUUCGUCGGAAAGGUGGCCGUCGGAAAGUUCCCUAGCGAUUUGAACAAAUCGGAAAAAGUCGCCGUUCGAAAAUUCGCUGGUUUUUUUUUCAUACCGCCGGAAAAAUCCAGGUAGAGAACUGUAAGCCUUCCACUCUUAACGAGGUGGCCUGGCGUAAUAGGAUUUUUUUCAGUCAUUUGACUUUUUGAAACCAAAUGAAUCAAGAGAAAUACUUUUUGCAUCAAUUUCAUAGCAUCUCAAAAAUUUUUUUUGUCGAAAUAGUUCUCUAGUGAGAUUGAAAAAGGUAGCCUUUUGACCCGUUUCAGUGACAAUUCCCUGCUGAAAUAACUGUUACAGUAGAUUAAAAAAACGUUAACACAAGUUGCGAAAAAUUCAAAAAUUUACAAAAAUUGAUAAUGAUUAGUUCAGGGCGUUAUCGCCACGUACUUGACCUAGUUGCCAAAGACCACGUAAAUUAAUGGCUCAUUUCUAUCGUUUGGCUUUUUGGCUUGGCUUGGCCGCCAAGCCAAGGGCUGCCUUCCCAAUUCUCCACCUCUGACUUUACCUACCCAUACAAGAGCCAUUAAAAGUUGCAAAAGUGGCCAUUAUAGAGGAUUUUUUUGAACUUAAGAGAAUAAACAUUUCAAUACGAAAAACAGAAUAAACUAGCGUUUUUCAAUGAAACAGUUAUAACAAAAAAGUACCAUUUUUGUUUUUAACUUUCAAAUCUGAAAAAAAAAAUAGAAACCCCAUAUAGGGACAAAAUCCGCUUUAGGGACUUAGGGGUCCGGCUUUAAAUCCCUGUAGGGACCACUUGGCAAAGAAAUCAGAAGAAGGGGGGAAGGUGGCUUGCUUGUCGCCAGUCAUGCUCAUCCCAUGUAAGUACAGAAAAGAUUCUUAAUUUUAUAAGAAUCAGAUUGAAUGGUUGAAAACAUCCUAUCUCUAAAUUUUUCAGGGUCUCGUGUCCUUCUCUUUUCGCAAUUCGCCAGAAUGUUGGAUCUCUUUGAAGAUUAUUGUUGGUGGAAAAAGUGUGUUUAAUAUAUGAGAAAAUGUGAGAACAAGAAAAAAAAAUCAGGUACGAAUACUGCCGCCUCGACGGAAGCACGGCUCACGAGGAACGUCAGAAGUCGAUCGACGAAUUCAACGCCGAAGGAUCGAAAAAGUUCCUUUUCAUGUUGACCACGAGGGCCGGAGGUCUCGGAAUCAACUUGGCGACGGCCGACGUCGUCAUCAUCUACGACUCGGAUUGGAAUCCCCAGUCGGAUCUGCAAGCCAUGGACCGCGCCCACAGAAUCGGACAGAAGAAACAGGUUGGGCUUGGGAUUAUUUUGGCAAAAGGGAUGUUAGAAGUGUUAAAAAAAAUUCGCAGCUACUGGUUCUGUUGAAAUAUUCAUCAAUUUUCUUACAGAAAAUAUUUCAAAAACAGUUUUAAGUAAAAUUUUCGAACCCUGUUGGGAAAAUUUUUCCUGGCCACUAUAGAGGUUUCUCAAGAAAAUGGCCGCUAAACCCACCUCUAUAGUGGCAACUAUUUUCCGUUUUAGGGCCCCCUUCAGUAGUUUUUCAUCCAGUAUUCCUUACAGUAGCUCUGAUAGUUUUAAAACAAAAAGAUUGGUCCAGUUAUGUUGAUCCAUUGACCUCUAAAGUGACCACUAAUUUGACUACUAUAGUGGCCAAUAAAACGUCAAAACCCUAUAGUGGCCUCUAAAAAUUUUCCGAGGAGUUUUCCUCGGCCACCGGCAGUGUAAUCCUGAGCUUUUCUAGGGAUCCCUUUAGUGGCUUCAGCAGCUUUUAGUUGUGUAGAUUGCGAAUGACUUAUGUAAUAUUAAAGUCUGGUCACUCGGACAUCGGCAGUACAAUUUUGAGCAUUUCUAGUGACCCCUUUAGCGGCGUCAGUACUCUUAAAUGACCUCUUAAAUGUCUAAAAACGCCCGGGGCUCGCCCAUUUUGCAUUACCAAGUUUUUCAAAGUAAAAAAAAAAUGAUUUUUUCAGUUGGGUGGAAUGAGCCAUAACUACCGUGAAAUAAAGAUUUUUCCAUCAACUUUCAAUGCUUCAUCAAUCUUAUCUUUAGGUCCGCGUGUUCCGUCUGAUCACUGAAAACACGGUCGACGAACGAGUCAUCGAGAAAGCCGAGAUGAAGCUGCGGCUGGACUCGAUCGUCAUCCAACAAGGCCGGAUCGCCGAGGCGCAGAAAACCUUGGGCAAGGACGCCAUGUUGAACAUGAUCCGCCACGGCGCCGAGCACGUCUUCUCCGCCAAGGACUCGACGAUCAGCGACGACGACAUCGACACGAUCCUCAGCAAGGCCGAGGUCAAGACCGCCGAACUCAACGCCAAACUCGAAAGCCUCGGCGAGAACAACCUCCGGAACAUGUGCUUCGACACACCCGGCGGCGAUAACUAUACGGUAGGCUAUACGGUAUCUCCGACUCGACGGAAAUCCUCUCAGGUCUACUCCUUCGAGGGCCAGAACUUCAAACAGAAGCACAACGACGCCAUGGGCUCCUUCUGGAUCGAACCGCCGAAGCGGGAACGCAAGGCGAAUUAUCAGGUGAAUAAGGGAUAUUUUAGGGCAGUAUGGUUCAUGAUAACUUCUUGGGAUGGCUUAUGAAGCAUUGAAAAGAGUAUAAAAAUUAUGAGCUUGAACAUUGUUCAUUUUGUUUCAGUAAAAAAAUUGACAAAAUAAUUACUUGAAAUAGGAAUACCAUUUUCUCCCUCUAGGGACCACUAGCAUGCUCCCCUGGGGGGGCUUUUUAAAACCCCUCUAGGGACCAUCAGCAUGCUCCCCAGAAGAGCCAUCAACUCCAAACCCUCUAGGGACCACUAGCCUGCACCCCUGAAGGGGGCACUAUUUGAAGCUCCUCUAGGGACCACUUGCUAUGUGUCUAUCUACAGGUGACAAAAGAAAGCUCCUCAUAAAGGUAAAAUUCAGGUGGUUUCAUUCCUAAGCUUCUAAAGCUCAAUUAUCCCUAAAGGGGAGCCUUCAAAGGUCAUUAAGAUCUAAGAUUACCCCUGUAGAGACCACUCUGGAGCUCUCAAAUUCCGAUACCGUUUUUUUCAAGAAUUUUCUUCUCAUUAUGACUUUUCAAUAAUUUCUGAAUCUUUUCAUUUUUCAACUCGACUAGAUAACCAGCAAUAAGGCCAUUUCCAGGUUGAUGCCUAUUUCCGCGAGGCUAUGCGAGUCGGAAACGCCUCGGAGAAGCAAUCCAAGGCGCCGAGGCCGAAACUGCCGACCGUCUACGACUUCCAGUUCUUCCCCCGUCGACUCAUGCAACUGCUCGACCAAGAAAUUUACUUCUAUCGCAAAUCGAUCGGCUACAAGGUCAGUUUUGUGACGAUGGAAGGUUUGGGUAGGUUGUGUGGAAUGAUUUUUGUACCCUACUUACGAAAAAAGUGUAGAAAAAAGAGCUGAAAUUUCAAUGAUUUUGAAGUUCUGCAGUCCUUAA